UCACCCCAAAAUGGCGGCGCCCGUGGGACCGGUGAAGUUUUGGAAACCGGGCACGGAAGGUCCUGGUGUCAGUGUCUCGGAGGAGAGACAGAGUCCUGCUGAGAGUAGUGGUGUAACCAUCAUUUAUAAUCCUUAUGCUUCCCUUUCUAUCGAACAACAAAGACAAAAGCUGCCUGUUUUUAAGCUAAGAAAUCACAUACUUUAUCUAGUGGAGAAUUAUCAGACUCUGGUGAUUGUUGGGGAAACAGGUUGUGGGAAAUCAACACAGAUUCCACAAUACCUAGCAGAAGCUGGCUGGACAGCUGAAGGGAGGGUUGUUGGAGUGACACAGCCUCGUCGGGUUGCUGCUGUUUCGGUUGCAGGCCGAGUUGCUGAUGAAAGAGGUGCAGUGUUGGGGCAUGAAGUUGGGUAUUGCAUUCGGUUUGAUGACUGCACGGAUCCACAGGCUACAAGAAUUAAGUUUCUGACUGAUGGUAUGCUGGUGAGGGAGAUGAUGGCUGAUCCUUUAUUAACAAGAUACAGUGUCCUCAUGCUGGAUGAAGCCCAUGAAAGGACUCUUUAUACAGAUAUUGCCAUUGGCUUACUAAAAAAGAUUCAAAAGAAGCGUGGAGACCUUCGACUGAUUGUGGCUUCAGCUACCUUGGAUGCAGAGAAAUUCAGGGAUUUCUUUAAUCAAAAUGAGACCGGUGACCCCAGCAAAGAUACCAGUGUGAUCCUUACUGUUGAGGGGAGAACAUUUCCAGUGGACAUCUUUUACAUACAGAGUCCUGUUCCAGACUAUAUAAAAUCAACAGUGGAAACUGCAAUGAAAAUUCACCAGAUGGAGAAUGAUGGUGAUAUCCUGGCAUUUUUAACUGGUCAGGAAGAAGUGGAGACUGUUGUUUCUAUGCUCAUAGAACAGGCUCGGGCCCUUUCUCGUGCUGGAAUGAAAAAGCACCUCCGUGUUCUCCCCAUGUAUGCUGGGCUGCCUUCUCCUGAUCAAAUGAAAGUGUUUGAGAGAGUUUCUCACAGUGUCAGGAAGGUGAUAGUAGCCACCAACAUUGCUGAGACCUCCAUCACAAUUCAUGGAAUUGCAUUUGUAAUUGAUUGUGGUUUUGUGAAGCUUCGGGCCUACAACCCCAGAACAGCCAUCGAAUGCCUCGUGGUGGUACCAGUGUCCAAAGCCUCUGCUAAUCAGAGGGCAGGGCGUGCGGGACGGAACCGCUCUGGGAAGUGUUACAGACUUUAUACAGAGGAGGACUUUGAGAAGUUGCCCAAGUCAACUGUUCCUGAGAUGCAGCGCAGUAACCUCGCACCUGUCAUCUUGCAGCUGAAGGCUUUGGGAAUUGACAACGUGCUCAGGUUUCCCUUUCUUUCACCACCUCCUGCACAGUCAAUGGUACAAGCUUUAGAACUGCUGUAUGCUUUAGGAGGUUUGGAUAUGCACUGCCAUUUAACAGAGCCUCUUGGAAUGAGAAUAGCAGAGUUCCCUUUGAAUCCUAUGUUUGCAAAGAUGCUUCUGGAAUCAGGAAAUUUUGGCUGCUCCCAAGAGAUUUUAACAAUUGCUGCCAUGAUGCAGAUUCAGAACAUUUUUGUGAUCCCUCCAAAUCAAAAAGCUCAGGCUGCCAGGCAACACAGAAAGUUUGCUGUGGAAGAAGGUGAUCACCUCACUAUGCUUAAUGUUUAUGAAGCCUUUGUCAAACACAGCAAGAGCUCUCAGUGGUGUCAGGAACACUUUCUGAACUACAAAGGGCUUGUUAGAGCUUCUGUUGUAAGAGAGCAGCUGAAGAAGCUCCUCGUCCGCUUUAAAGUGCCAAAGAAGUCCAGUGAAGGUGAUCCAGAUCCAGUUUUGAGAUGCAUAGUUUCAGGAUUCUUUGCUAAUGCAGCUAAAUUCCACUCCACUGGAGCUUACAGGACUAUCCGUGAUGACCAUGAACUUCAUAUCCACCCCACUUCAGUGCUUUAUGCAGAGAAGCCUCCACGCUGGGUAGUCUACAAUGAAGUCAUACAGACUGCUAAAUAUUACAUGAGGGAUGUGACUGCUGUUGAGUCUGCAUGGCUCUUGGAACUGGCACCUCAUUUCUACCAACAAGGAACGGUACGGAAUCGGCAUAAAGCCCAAACGCAUCUUUCCUUGAAAGCAAAAAGAGCUAAAGUAGAUGACCAGUGAUUUGACAUGACUUAAGUCUUGUGCCAUCAGAUGCAGAACCUACCAGUGAUUGCAAGCUGGCUACAGUCCAUUCAGCAGUCAGUUCAUUAGCAGUACAUCAACUUAAAUAUUUAAAUGCCUGACAGGAUCUGUAGGGGUUUAUGCAUGACCAGCACACUGUAAACCUAUGUAGAGCUUGCAUUGUGACCAUUUUAUUCUUUGCCUACUUGACCACUGUUGUUAAUCUGGGCAUGUUGCUCCAUAGAAAUAGGUAGAGAAAAACAAUUUUAAAAGUAAGAGGACAUACAGGACCACAACAACCUGAAACCUUCAAGAAAGAACAUGAUUUCCUGGAUUGGUAUGUCUGCCUUAGAGAGUGGGGAAUAGGGUACCCUGCCUCCUGUUACCUGGAGCACUGUGACUACUACCGGCCAAACUGAGACUGACUCCUGACAACAGGAGCUCAGGGCAAUGAACAUAGUCCUUGACAUACAAGGGACUACCAUGGAAACAUUGAUGUCAUGUGGACCAUCCCAGACUGGUGCAGCUCGUGCUCCCAAGUGGUGGAAGUCUCCUGCCUGAGGCUGAGCUGCCCCGGUCCCUGUGCUGUAACAGCCCUUCUGCAGGCAGCUUUGUAUUAAAAUGUCUUGUAUCUGCACAUGAGAGUUGCUGUUUGGGGAGGGGGAAGAAGAGUAGCUCAGUAUUUUUUAAGGAUUAGACUAUAUGUUCACAAACAAUCAAAUUCACUGAUAGGGCUUUUCUUUCUUUCUAUCUAUUUUUUUCUUUUGGAACAAGAGAAAAGGUGUUUGCCUUUGACUGCUUGGAAAUACCAGAAAAUCUCAGCAGAGCUGUAUCAUGGAACACUGUUUUUUAGCCUCUGUCAUUCUGCAAAGAUGGAAAUGUUCUGUACUUUCCUAUAAGGAACAUAGUCCUAUAUAUUUCAUUUAUGAAUAGUCUAUUCUUUGCUUCUUGAGACUCUUCUUGUGUUACUGUUAAAAGAAGACUGCUCUGAAGAGUUGCUGCUUUGGUUUGGAUUCCGUGGCUCCUCUUCAGUAAGGAACUACACCUUUGUGUGUUUUAACAAGAUAGUCUGGAUACAUGUAUUUAUUUUUUCCAACCCUAAGGAUAUUUAUUUUCAAAACACAUUGUUUGAAGCUUUUAUUUUUGUAAGGCAACUGACUUGGUGCAUGUGUUUGUGUCAUGAUUUGAUGAAUGUGUUUGUCGUAAUGACUGGGAUUUUGGUUUCUGUUUUUAAAGAAAGGAUGUAUAUAGGCAAAAAUUUCUACAUAGAACAAAUGCCUUCCUCAUCACAGGACUGCCUUGAGAACUUUCCUCAGAGUUUCUUUACCUUCUCCCUUCCAAACACCUGCAGAGAGAACAUGUUGUGUCAUGUGCACUGUGUGGUCUGUUCAGUGUCUGUGUACUGAUUGCCAGCACAACAAGAUGUCCCAGUCUCUGUGUGUGGCACCAGCAGCAUGACAAAUCAUGUCACUCUCCUUGGCAUUGCCCCUGUGAACCUCACCUUUGUAUUACUCGUUAUCUCAGAGUCUCUCUUAGAGUGGAAGCUCUUUGGGGCAGGGACUGUCUCCCAGCGUAGCUGAGAGCAGUGUGGGCACUUACUAAAAGGAUUCAUUUUGCAGUGUUUUUUCUCUUUAAAGGAUCAGAGAAAGAACUUGAAUAUGAAGAAAUGUAAAAUGUCUGUGUCUCUCUGUCCUCUGGAAGUAUUCAAAUGAAAAAUAAACCCAUUGAAUCAAGGAA
Messenger RNA from Colius striatus (speckled mousebird), 3886 nucleotides. It is a transcript of the gene DHX35, whose product is annotated as DEAH-box helicase 35. The transcript has 22 exons. Gene Ontology annotation, cellular component: catalytic step 2 spliceosome; intracellular anatomical structure. Gene Ontology annotation, molecular function: RNA binding. Lineage: Eukaryota; Metazoa; Chordata; Aves; Coliiformes; Coliidae. The record is from RefSeq and is a predicted model, not a curated record. The coding region runs from base 11 to 2149 and encodes 712 amino acids.